GUAACAACCGUCUCAAUGGUCGGUUCCCCAAGCACACAGAAUCUAACCACAACAACUCGUGUGUACGAACACAUCGCACCUGUUACUCUUCUGUUCUUUUUUGGAGUUGUUGGAAACGCCAUAGCUCUAUUUGUUUUGUGCUAUUCUGCAAAGGAUCACAAAUGGCGCCCGUUCUACAGACUUGUGUGCGGACUAGCUAUUUCUGAUGGCGGAGGAAUACUAGCGUCAUAUCCGUUCGCCGAGUACCGCUAUAUUUCAAAUUUCGAGUACACUUUUCCAAAACCCCUCUGUGAUUAUCUGGGCUUUGUUUUCAUGUUUACUCUAAUGUCGUCUGCAAUGAUCGUCUGUUGUAUGUCGUUUGACCGCUUCUUUGCCAUAUUCUUUCCCUUUCUUUACAACACGCCAACAAAGGAGCGUCGAGCUUUGGUUAUGCUAGCCUGUGCCUGGACUUUAUCAGGGGUCAUCAGCUCCUUACAUCUGUACGGAUUAGGCGCCAGUAAGAACUAUUAUCCGGGUUCCUGGUGUUUUCUGGAUUUUAUUGACAUGUCAUCUAAAGCAAAAGUGAUUUAUUCCUACAUCUAUGCCGCAACUGGGGCGGUGGUCCUCAUCUUGACUAUGCUUAUAAACGUGUUGGUUAUUGUGUUCUUCUUAAAAAAUAAAUUUAGUAAGACAGUAAACAAGACCAACAGGAACGAACUUUCGGUUGUUCUCUUUCUGUUGAUGAUUGUGACAGUCUUUACUUCCUGUUGGGCGCCUCUUGUGGUCAACAUAUUCCAGCAUGCUACUUUCUCUAUUGUCGGACAAGGUAGAACAGAGUUGAUUGUUCUGCGCAUGGGCGUGACUAACUCUGUCAUAGACCCAUGGAUCUACAUCCUGUUCCGAAAAGAAGCAUGUGGUAUGGUAAUGAAUUGUUUUAAUAAGAUUUUGAAUCGUAAGAAGGAAUCACACAACAAGAGUGACGUACCAAAAGUGGCAUCAAAAAUAACAAUUCUUUAGUAAGCUAGAAGUACUUUGAA
Messenger RNA from Saccostrea cuccullata (small rock oyster), 1016 nucleotides. RefSeq names its product prostaglandin E2 receptor EP4 subtype-like. Gene Ontology annotation, biological process: adenylate cyclase-activating G protein-coupled receptor signaling pathway; positive regulation of cytosolic calcium ion concentration; inflammatory response. Gene Ontology annotation, molecular function: G protein-coupled receptor activity. Lineage: Eukaryota; Metazoa; Mollusca; Bivalvia; Ostreida; Ostreidae. Bases 16 to 996 code for a protein of 326 amino acids. The transcript has 2 exons. The record is from RefSeq and is a predicted model, not a curated record. Gene Ontology annotation, cellular component: plasma membrane.